AUGGAAGAAGGGAAACUGGCUGAGGAUUCAGAAUGUAAAAUGUCAGAAAUCAAACCUGAUGAGUGCAUCAAUAAUGACGUUCCCCAUCUCUCUGAUGAAAAAUUUGAUUUUGACCUUUCGCUGUCUCCUUUGAGUGAAAAUGAAGAUGAAGUAUUUGUUGGACCCAUGGGCCAUAAAGAGAAAUGCAUUGCCGUGUCUAUUGAGGCCUGUGAUGGGGCUGAAGGGAGCAUCCCACCACCGCCUGCAGAUAACCUGAUGUGGAGCCCACUUGCUGGGGAGAAGUUUGCAGAAAUUGUUAAAGAAGCUCACAUGGUAGCUCUUCAGCUACAAAGUGGAAGCAAAACUAAAAGACCCCAUGCUAACCAGGUGGGAGAUCAGAGACCGGAGUCUGUGGAAAAAUUUGUGCAAGAAUCAAAGUCCAAACUGAAAAUCUUCGAGUCGAGCACUAAGAAAGAGAGAACCCCCAGGUCUGUGAAGAGAGAGACUUACUGUGUGUGGGAAAGCCCAGUAUCUCAGCUUCCACCUUCCUUUCAGAAGCAUUCAAGGCAACUGGUACAAGUGAUGGACAACUUGAAUUCUCCAGUAAUGCCUCAGGAAGGAUCUAGUCCUAGAACAAACAAAUUGCCCAAAUCGUUCAUUACACAGGUAGCACAAGGUUGUAGUAACAAAGACGAUAAAAAAUCAAGCAAGCUGCAGACUGUAAAAACUUCGCAUGUGUUUGGAAACAACUGCUUAGUGGUGGAACAGCCAGAAUCAAAGAGCCCAUACCGCCCUCCCAGCAGGAAGCAUUUGAAAAGCAUGGGAUCACUUGAAAAUAUCUCUAGCAAAUUAAGUAUUGUUCCAGAUGCUAAAGACUCUUCCAUGGUGCAAGACAAGAGAAGGCUUCCUACCCCUAGCAAGCUAAGUAUGAAGACAACACAACUGAAGCCACCUAAUGAUGUUCAAAUGCGGAGGAACACUUUAUCUUCAUCAUCAUCCUCACUUUCUAGCAUGAACUCAAGCUUGAAUUCAAGUCUGUCCAUCUCCCCUAAAAGAGGAAAAGUUAAAACAAAUAUUGUUGCAAAAGCUUCUACAUGUGGCUCCGGGGUCUCCUCUGGGACAACCAAGGUAGCUAUGGUUAGACCUAUGAGAGUGUCAUCGGUGCAGGCUUCCCAUUCAGACAUGUCUGGGAAGCAAGAGAGAUCAAUCUGCGCUACAAAAGGAAACACUUCUAUGAAUGUGGCCAGAUACAAAGCUGCUUUUGAAUCCAAGACUUCAGGCAGUGGGAUUCGGGGAAUGAGUUUGGAUCCUAGACUACAAAAAUCAUCACAGAAAAGCAUGAUGCAAGAAAGAAGAGGCAGUCCCUGUUCUGAAAAUAAAAUGGUUCCCUCCACAAAGGAAGGUAUGUCUUCAGAAAAUGGAGUGGUGAGAGUAUUGCAACCAAUUGCAUUCCUAUCAGGUGGCAAUGUUGGAAGUAAUGUUGCAGUCAGCCCACCCGUCAAACAGUUGGAAGAACGGACUGUGUUAAAUUCCUGUUCUUCAAUAAAGUCUAUCCUGACUCCAGCCAGUAUAAAGCGUUCUGGAUUGCCUACACCCGUUGGCCGUCGUAUGUCAGAACUUCCAGCAAGGACACCCAAAACUGUGCCUAGAUCAAUGUCUUCACCCAACCUUCCACCUUUUCGCCAAGUCUCUAGCUUGCUAUCCAAAAAGACUUCAGAAGCUAGUUCUAAAAGGGCAAAAGAAAGCCAUGUGCAGGCAGCCCACAGCUCAUCGACAUCUUCCUCUGAAGGAGACUUGUUUCCCCCUCAAGCUGUGUCUGUUGCACUUGAUUUUUCACCCGAGAAGUCCCCUUCAAACAAACAGGACUUAGCUGAAAAUCAAAAACCAGCUAAAGAAACACAAACUAAGGAGGGUUUAUUGAUAGACAUUGGGAUAGACACACCACCAGUUGCCCACCAGGAAUGUGAAAAUAAGCCUCUCAUUGAUUUCUUUAACACCCCUGAAAUGAUUAAAGCCCUUCCACUGAAGCCAACAGAACAGCUACUAGACCUGGGCUCUCCUCUUAUUUAUCUCAGUCCUGAAGGAAAUAAAGAAAAUCUGGAUUCUCCUCUAUUAAAGUUCUGAUCUCCUAGACCUAAAAAUUCAUCUCUAAACUUGGAAGAGUUUCACAUGCAUGUGUGAGUGGU
This is a messenger RNA of Euleptes europaea (tarantolino), 2165 nucleotides long. RefSeq names its product G2 and S-phase expressed 1 (gene GTSE1). Gene Ontology annotation, cellular component: cytoplasmic microtubule; microtubule cytoskeleton. Gene Ontology annotation, molecular function: microtubule binding. The transcript has 11 exons. The record is from RefSeq and is a predicted model, not a curated record. Bases 1 to 2103 code for a protein of 700 amino acids. Lineage: Eukaryota; Metazoa; Chordata; Lepidosauria; Squamata; Sphaerodactylidae.